Messenger RNA from Myripristis murdjan (pinecone soldierfish), 3541 nucleotides. Its product is annotated as progestin and adipoQ receptor family member 3-like. Gene Ontology annotation, molecular function: signaling receptor activity. Lineage: Eukaryota; Metazoa; Chordata; Actinopteri; Holocentriformes; Holocentridae. Bases 425 to 1378 code for a protein of 317 amino acids. The record is from RefSeq and is a predicted model, not a curated record. The transcript is spliced from 7 exons. Gene Ontology annotation, cellular component: membrane.
AAGAAUCAUCUCGCUUCCUGUGUGUCUCUGUUGACAACAAGCCGCGGCUAAACUGAGCUUCCCGUCCAAAUUCAUAAUUUCAUAAUGUCCACGGAGCAAAGACAAAAUGUGUUUAGUGUUUUUACAUAUAUGUAAUCACACGCAUGCGGGUUUUUCAGCAUAAACAUAAAAGUAAGGGCUAGAACAGCUAAUGCUAACUGUGAUGCUAACAGCGGCUAGCGGGUUUCUGGGCGGCGGGUACCCGGAUGUGUGUGUUUGAAGCGCCGCGGAGCCGCCAAGGACAUGCCGCAGGUGUGUUCACCUGCCCCGCGUCACGCCUGACCGCCGCGGGACGAUGGCUGCCUGGCCUCAGCGAUCAAUAAUCGAUCCGGAUCAAAUGCCUUAAACGCCUCUCCGCCUGCCUUGCACAAGAGCAGAGAACAAGAUGCUGCUGAAGAUGCCUCAGAAGCUGCUGAAGACGGCUCACUACAUCGAGCUGGGCAGCUACCAGCACUGGCCGGUGCUCAUUCCCCAGAGAAUCCGGCUCUACACCUACGAACAAAUCCCCGUGUUCCUCAGAGAAAACCCCUACAUCACCGACGGCUACAGGGCGCACCUGCCCUCCAAACUCUGCCUGAAGAGCAUCUUCAUCCUGUCCAAUGAGACGGUGAACAUCUGGAGCCACCUGCUGGGCUUCCUGCUCUUCUUCUCUCUGGGGGUCAACGACCUCUCCACCGUGCUGCCGGCCUCCGGGGCGCACCGGGACGACUACGUCAUCUACGCCAUCGGGCUCUUCUGCUUCCAGGUGUGCAUGCUGUGCUCAGUCGGGUAUCACCUGUUCUCGUGCCACCGGUCGGAGAAGACGUGUCGCCGCUGGCUGGCGCUGGACUACGCCGGCAUCUCUGUGGGCAUCCUGGGCUGCUACGUGCCCGGCAUCUUCUACGCUUUCUACUGUAACGCCUUCUGGCGGCAGGUCUACCUGGUGACCGUUCUCUCCUUGAUCCUGGCAGUCUUCUGCGCCCAGGUCCACCCUCGUUACCUCAGCAACGACUGGCGCCGCCUGAGAAUGGCGCUCUUCUGCUCUGUGGCCGGCUGCAGUGUGGUCCCCGCCUGCCACUGGGUCUGGCUCAACGGGGGAUUCACCUCCGACGUCGUGCAGCUGUUCCUGCCUCGUGUGAUGGUGAUGUACCUGAUUGCUGGAUCUGCCUUCAUGUUCUACAUCACCAAGGUCCCUGAACGCUACUUCCCCGGCCAGCUGAACUACCUGGGUGCCAGCCACCAGGUGUGGCACGUGCUGGUGGUGUUGAUGUUUUAUUGGUGGCACCAGACGGCCGUGCACAUCAUGCACUUCAGGCUCAGCCGGCCCUGCCCCGCCCAGACCGGCAGCGGCCAGCACUGACGCCUGGAGCCUGAGAGUGUGUGUGUGUGUGUGUGUGUGUGUGACGUUCAGGGUCACGGCGGUGGCACACAGCGCGUCACAGCGGACACAGCCGCCACACAGCUCAUCGCUAACGGUCAAAGCCUCUGUUGGCUGCCGAUGUGGGACUGGGAGUUUCAGCGAGCCGUUAGUUGCUUCUCUCCCCUGGCCAGCCGAUAAAAAUAUAAUCUGUGGAUCUCGUAAAUGUUUAAUCCAGUAGGUCACCUAACUGUGUCUGAAAGCAAAGACGCUAAAUUGUUAGCUGCUAGACUUGUAGCAGAGCCGUUUGCAGCGGGCAGAUCGGCUCGGUGGCUGUAGUGAUGAUGAUGAUGUCGUCUUCAGUCAGUCACACACUGAUCGUAAGAGAUGGAUUAUAGCAGAGCAGGAAUUUAAUCUCAGCUCCUCUGACUGUCCUGUUAGCUCGCGGCUCGCCUCCCGGGUCCCAGGCCAGCUGAUCUUUAGAUUUUGGGGCUUUUACGUCUCACAGCUCCUCAGUAUUUAUGGAAGUUACUGUUCCAUGUUCGCUGUCAGAACUUUGUAGUUAGAGUAGAGAAAAGCCUUUAGGGGAAACUGGCCAGACGUUUUCUGUCACUGGAGUCUUUGUGUCUUGCUUUUAGGACAUAAACUAUAAUUUAAUUCUAAUUGGAAAUUACUUUCUCUUUUGUUGUGUGUGUUUGAUCCUGAACACAGAAGCAAGCAGGCGUCCAUCAGGAUUCAACAUUCAAGAACAUUCAAAAUAAUUUUGCCAGUGUUGUUUUAUCCGUGGGUUCUGAGGCAAGUAUGAACGUCCAGGUCCAGUGUGGAAAACAAAACAAAAUUAUGAUAUAUAUCUAUAUAUGUAUACUCCUAUAAAUGUAUCACCAUCAUACUGUGAAUUGCCCGUCCUGGAAGAAACAGAGCACCCCUGUGUGUUUUGAUAAAUUUGUAGCUAAUAGCUAAAAAUGUAAAAACAGAUAACAGUCAACCUGCAGUAGGAGACGAAAUGCAAAAACGGAAAAACAGAAAAUGUUUCGAGGCCCGUCUGAAACCACAGUGUUUCUGUUCUUUAUGAUACUUGAAAAGCUUCGUGUCUUCUUGCCUCGGCGUUGUGAUCCGUCUCUGGCACAAAGUUCCUGACGAGCACAGAAAAAAAGUGCUUUGAUAUUCCUUCUAAAGUGGCACAACAGGAGCCGACUGCAGCUGCACGAGGCCGGAUCAACCUGUGAAAAAUCAGAUCCCAAAGUGGAGCUUGAAGCAGAGAAAAGCCUCCCAUUUAGAUUCAGAAUCAGCAUCAGAGACAUUUUAUUGAUCCCUGCAGGGAAACUGUAAUUUCACAGGGUUAGGGUCAUUGUUUUUUUCUUCAACCCCAACAGAUUUCUGGGUAAUGAAGUCCAAAAACGUCAGAGCCUUCACACAUGGAGGAGAGUUACUGCACAGUAAUCUAAUACUGGCACCACAGUAUUUUGAUGAAACAUGAUCAAAUCAACAUUUUGGACGCUUAGCAACAGGGUCGACUCACAUGCUGUAUUGUAUUAUUAUUGUAUUACUAAUGUGUGUGUUUGUGUGUGUGUGUUACAUUGCUGAAAUAAGGCCAAGUACUUUCAACUGUUUUUUCAAGUUUUAACAUGGUUUUUUUUUUUUGUUUUUUUUUUUUUUGUCUGUACUGUAUUUGCCUUAUUUUCUUUGAGUGUAAAAACGUUACAAUCGUUUUCUUCCAGCGGGGAGGUGAAAUGUGAGUUUGUUCAUGACGAAUCAGAAACUGUGGAACUCAGACUAUCAUCCUCGCCGUUCACCACGCGGCCAGUAUAAACUGUAUUUUUUAAUCUUCAUAUCUCAUGGUUUAAUGUUUGUGAGAGAUGCAUGGCUGAGAGCACUGAGAUCGAUGCAGAGCUGGAAAAAUCAACUCUUAAUGUUUUUGCCUUUGACUCUGUAUGAUUUUACGUUUUUGAACACGGCCUUUUCUUUUACCAUCGUCUGAGCGACCUCUCGUGGCCGGUUUGUUGUUUUCUUGUUUGUGUGUCUCAUGUUGUUUGUCUGGAAAAGGUUUCAGAGCACGGUGGGCCUUUCUGUGUUGGAAUGCCGGCACUGAUUUAUACAGUGUAUUAUAUUUAUUUCAGUGCCUCUGUAAAAAUAUAUUUUUAAACAUUUUCAACAAAUAAAGAAUGC